Molecule: messenger RNA, 2243 nt
Organism: Candoia aspera
Lineage: Eukaryota; Metazoa; Chordata; Lepidosauria; Squamata; Candoiidae
Gene: TIMM17A
Product: translocase of inner mitochondrial membrane 17A
Exons: 6
Coding region: 138-638 (166 amino acids)
Biological process (GO): protein import into mitochondrial matrix
Cellular component (GO): mitochondrial inner membrane; TIM23 mitochondrial import inner membrane translocase complex
Molecular function (GO): transmembrane protein transporter activity
Source: RefSeq, a predicted model, not a curated record
UUAGUUGAGCCCGGCCCCUUCAGGUCGGCGGCCAAUGGCUGCGCCUCGCGUCGCCGGGGCCCGAAAGCCGCCCGAUUCACAAGCCGGCAAGCGUCUGACUCUGCGCGUCACGCGGCCGUGUGGAAGCCGGGACGAAAAUGGAGGAGUACGCGCGAGAGCCGUGCCCCUGGAGAAUAGUGGAUGAUUGUGGUGGUGCUUUCACAAUGGGAGCCAUUGGUGGAGGCAUCUUUCAAGCCAUCAAAGGAUUCAGAAAUUCCCCAGUGGGCGUAAAUUACCGGUUGCGGGGUAGUUUGACGGCUAUUAAAACCAGAGCACCACAGCUGGGAGGUAGCUUUGCUAUCUGGGGUGGUCUCUUCUCCAUGAUUGACUGCAGUAUGGUGAAAGCAAGAGGAAAAGAAGAUCCUUGGAAUUCUAUUACCAGUGGUGCCUUAACAGGGGCCAUUUUAGCUGCAAGAAAUGGACCAAUUGCCAUGGUUGGGUCUGCAGCUAUGGGAGGAAUUCUUUUAGCUUUAAUUGAAGGAGCAGGUAUCCUGUUAACAAGAUUUGCAUCUGCACAGUUUCCAAAUGGUCCUCAGCUUUCUGAAGACCCAUCUCAGUUACAAGCCUCUCCCUUUGGAGACUAUAGGCAGUACCAAUGAUUUCUUCUGUUUCCUGUUGAACUUUAAACUUGUUGCCUUUAAAAGGACAAGCAAAAUGCAGCCUCAUUUGAAGACUUUUCAUUGGAUGUGUACAUGUUGCUUUAACUGUAUUUUUCACAAUAUUUAAAAGAUUAUGAGCAAGAAUCUAUCACUGUAAAAUAGAUAUGAGAUGCCUGCAAAUUCCAUAGUUAUUUCUUGCCUUAAGGACCAAGCAACGUAUGGAUCCGUGGCCUUUUCAGUGUAAUGCAGAUUACAUCAGUGGGGAUAUAACAACCAUGUCAUAUCAAAACUACCUAAUUCAUUAGAAGAAUGUGUGCCAGUAACAGACAUCUGCAGUGGGCUGCUUUGCGUUUCCUUCCAGAUAAUCAGAGUGAGAAGUGCUAAGCAAAGGAGGAAUGUUUAAUUUCCUUUUAAUUUCCUUACAAUAUUAAUAUAACUCCCAGUAGUGAGAUGGAUAUAUUAAGGAAAAUCAUAAUAGCUCUCUACUGAAUAUUUAAAAGGAUGCAUUAUAUUGGCAGAAACUACAGUGGGAGUCCAUAAAUCUGUACGGAUGAACUUUCUUUGUGAAAUGUUUAAAGAAUCAAGAACUAGUCUUGGCAAGAAAUCUAUUUUUUUUCUUGAGCUUUUUUAAUCCUUGCAGAAUAAGUCUUGUUCAUGUAACAGUGGAUGAAAUGUUUGUGAUCAGAUGGUGUAAUUUGCAUGUAUAAAGUUCCUUAACCUAUCUGCAAAGCAACUCUUAUUAUCCCUCAUAUCAGUCAUAUCUGCAGCUUGUGUAUUUUCAGCAUUUGUCUGUUUUAAAUGGGCUUACUAAUUUUUCCCAUGCAAUUACGCAAAGAAUAUAAAUAUAUUGCCUGUUUUAAGACUCAACAUGAGAAUGAAGAAUUGUUUUAACAAGACAAAAGACUGUAUAAACUUGCUAAAUAGUUGAAAUAAAAUAAGAAUAUAGGGGUGUGCAGUGCUCCACAUCUGGGGGUGUUGGCAACUUUUGUUAAAACAGCCAUGUCUUUCUAGGAUUGCAUGGCUGCCCUCCAUAAUGGCAUGAUCUUGAGAAAAGACUUAUUUGGUUCUGGAGUUGCUACAUGCAUACCCAAAUGCACUCCAGAACACUUUCUUCCUACUAAUCCAAAGCACCAAACAGCCCUAUUAUAGAUCUUAUUUGGGUGAUACUAGUUGCAAAAAACUGGCAACACAGAACAGGCUAUUGGCAAAGCUAAAAUUAAAUUACUGCCCUCCAAUAGCAACUUUGUCUCAUUGUUCCAUUUUAAAAUGCAGGUUCUGUAAGGAUUCACACAUGUAUCAGCUUUCUGUCCUUUCUGCAUUGUCCUGAGGGGUGAACUGUGGCUGGGUUGGACCACUUCAGAUCAUUUAUGUUGUAUAAUUAAAUGCUUACCUUAAUAGAAAAGACAGAUCUUAAACUUAUUUUCCAUAGGGAACAGUUUUCAGUCAUGGGAGUUCCUAUCUGUAGUCUAAAAUACAGCCCAGGUUGUAUGGACAAUUUAUAUGUCAAUGGCAUAACAGGAUUCAAUAAUAGCUAUGAUUUAAGAUUUUUGGAUAAACUAUUUAUUCUAAGUAGUUAGCAGCAAUAAAUUCACAAUUAUCAAAUUA